CUUACCCAAUCAAACACAAAACCUCAGUGGCAAAACCGAAAUUAUCUUCCAACAUUGAGGUCAAUCUUCUCCGCCGCUUCUUCCUUUCCCUUUCUCAGCUUAUUUUCUUUCCUUUUCUUUAUUUUUGCAUUUCACUUCUCACCCAUUCAGACUCAACACAACACUGAAAAUUUCUUAUUCUCUCUCUCUAACACACUUUCUCUCUCUACUGUUACUUCAGAAUCAGAUCACACUUUCCUCACAGAUUUCCUACAUUCCCGCACUUUCUCCGUUCCGUUUUCUUCUCCGCCGGACCGGCGCGAGAUCAGCGAUCUAUCAAUCGCUGGAAUCGGUGGAGUAUUUCCUUCCAUCGUGACCUAGAAAUAUCUUCUGGUGUUUAACAGUGCAGGAGCUCAAUUUUAAUGGUGGAGGUUAUGAAGUUGAGCGCGUGUGGAAAUUUAGCUUGGUGGCGCGUAGUCAAUUCGGUUUUGGAAGGUUUGUUAUUAGGUGAAUGGAAUGGUUUGGGUAUGAGAAUGGGUGAAUGAGUGGAGGAUUGGUGUUUGAAUUUUGAAAAUAGUUUGUAAUUUUUCUUCUUAAUCUUGCAUUGAGUGAUGUCACGGUCCGAUACUGUUAUGAUGACGACUGCUUCAACUACUUCGGAUCUGAAUAGAACUGGUACCGUUGAAAGAGACAUUGAGCAGGCAAUUACUGCUUUAAAGAAAGGGGCUUGUUUGCUUAAGUAUGGAAGAAGGGGGAAGCCCAAGUUUUGCCCCUUUCGGCUUUCCAAUGACGAAUCUCUUUUGAUAUGGUUCUCAGGGAAAGAAGAGAAGCGCCUUAAACUAACUAAUGUUUCUAGAAUUAUAUCCGGACAACGCACGCCUAUCUUUCAAAGAUAUCCACGGCCUGCGAAGGAAUACCAGUCAUUUUCACUUAUCUACAAUGACCGAUCACUGGACCUGAUUUGCAAGGACAAAGAUGAAGCUGAGGUAUGGUUCAGUGGAUUGAAAGCAUUGAUUUCACGGAGCCAUCACCGGAAGUGGAGAACAGAGUCUAGAAGUGAUGGUUUUCCAUCUGAAAUUAAUAGUCCUCGAACAUACACUAGAAGAAGUUCUCCCUUGCAUUCUCCAUUUGGUAGUAAUGAAAGCUUGCAAAAGGAUAGUGAGGAUCACAUUCACCUUCAUAGCCCAUAUGAGAGCCCUCCUGAGAAUGGUUUAGAUAAAGCAUUUGCUGAUGCGACUUAUUAUCCUAUUCCUCCAAAGGUUUUCUUCCCACCAGAUUCGGCCAGUGGUUCAGUCCACUCUGUGUCAUCAGGAGGAUCAGAUAGCGUGCAUGGUCACAUGAAGACAAUGCCUAUGGAUGCCUUUAGAGUUAGUCUAUCAAGUGCUGUUAGCUCUUCUAGCCAAGGUUCUGCUCGUGAUGAUGGUGAUGCCUUAGGGGAUGUUUUCAUUUGGGGGGAAGGCAUAGGUGAUGGUGUUCUUGGUGGUGGGGUUCGCCGAGUUGGGAGUUGUUUUGAUGUCAAAAUGGAUUCUCUAUUGCCGAAAGCCUUGGAAUCAGCAGUAGUUCUAGAUGUACAGAAUAUUGCUUGUGGUGGGCAACAUGUGGCCUUAGUGACGAAACAGGGUGAAAUUUUCUCUUGGGGAGAAGAAUCAGGAGGCAGGCUCGGGCAUGGAGUUGAUUCUGAUGUUCCCCAUCCAAAACUCAUUGAAUCUUUGAGUAAUACAAAUAUCGAACUAGUUGCUUGUGGAGAGUAUCAUACUUGUGCUGUGACACUUUCUGGAGAUCUUUAUACAUGGGGUGAUGCCACUUACAACUAUGGUCUUCUGGGGCAUGGAAAUCAGGUGAGUCACUGGGUUCCAAAAAGAGUAAAUGGUCCCUUGGAGGGUAUACACGUUUCAUCUAUUUCUUGUGGUCCUUGGCAUACUGCUGUUGUAACCUCUUCUGGGAAGUUAUUUACUUUUGGUGAUGGUACAUUUGGUGUUCUCGGUCAUGGAGACCGAAAAAGUGUUUCCUUGCCAAGGGAAAUAGAGUCCUUGAAGGGUCUUCGAACUGUGCAGGCUGCUUGUGGUGUUUGGCAUACUGCUGCAGUUGUGGAAGUAAUGGUUGGAAAUCCUAGUUCCAGCAACUGCUCUUCAGGGAAGCUGUUUACUUGGGGAGAUGGAGACAAAGGUAGACUUGGGCACGGUGACAAGGAAUCCAAACUUGUUCCAACCUGUGUUGUAGCCCUUAUUGAACCUAAUUUUUGUCAAGUUGCUUGUGGGCAUAGUAUGACUGUUGCACUUUCUAGAGCAGGCCAUGUCUAUACCAUGGGCAGCUGUGUCUAUGGCCAGUUAGGAAAUCCUCAAUCUGAUGGUAAACUACCAACUCGCAUUGAAGGAAAGCUUUCAAAGAGUUUUGUGGAGGAGGUAGCUUGUGGUGCUUAUCAUGUUGCAGUUUUAACUUCAAGAACUGAAGUUUUCACUUGGGGGAAAGGUUCAAAUGGUCGUUUGGGCCACGGGGAUACUGAUGAUAGAAACUCCCCGACAUUAGUGGAAGCUUUAAAAGACAAACAAGUUAAAAGUAUUGCUUGUGGUACAAAUUUUACUGCUUCCAUAUGCCUGCAUAAGUGGGUAUCUGGUGUUGACCAAUCCAUGUGUUCUGGCUGCCGUGUGCCAUUCAAUUUCAAAAGGAAGCGCCAUAACUGUUAUAAUUGUGGACUCGUUUUUUGUCAUUCAUGCAGCAGUAAGAAGUCUGUUAAGGCUUCAAUGUCACCAAAUCCCAACAAACCUUAUCGUGUCUGUGAUAACUGUUAUAACAAAAUAAAGAAAACUACAGAAGCUGACGGUUCAUCUCAGUCUUCUAUUAGCAGGAGAGGAAGUAUUAAUCAAGGGUCACUCGAGUCUAUUGUUAAGGAUGAUAAAUUGGAUUCUAGAUCUCAAAAUCAAAUUUCUAAGUUCUCUUCAAUGGAAUCCUUGAAACAAGUAGACAGACGAUCUUCAAAGAAAAAUAAGAAAAUGGAAUUCAAUAGUAGUCGGGUCUCGCCUGUUCCAAAUGGAGGUUCUCAAUGGGGAGGGAUGCAUAUUUCUAAAUCUUCUAAUCCUGUUUUUGGAUCAUCAAAGAAGUUUUUUUCAGCUUCUGUUCCUGGAUCUAGAAUUGUUUCUCGGGCAACAUCCCCAAUAUCUAGGCGGCCUAGUCCACCACGGUCAACUACUCCAACCCCAACGCUGGGAGGACUGACAACCCCAAAGAUAGUUGUGGAUGAUACAAAGAGGACUAACGAUAGCCUCGGCCAGGAGGUUGUUAAAUUAAGAUCACAGGUAAGCUGGCUCAGGAAAUAUUUGUCUCUGGUUGUAACUGCUCAAGAAGCUAGGCCCAUGAACUUGUGAGCUGAUCUUGAGUUGAAAAUUCUUACUUGUUUAGUGAAUGGGCCAAGCUUUAGAUUUUAUAGGUUCAACGCUGUUUAACUCAUAGCUGGCCGUAGUUUCACAAUGUCAGUUUCUGUACUUGGGCUUUUAUUUCACCUAAAGAAAGAAGGUUUUUAUCCAUGUUUGAGUCAACACAAAAACUAACUACAGACUUCUUUCUCUACCUUUUUAUGAGGUUUUGUUAGAAUGGGAGAAUCAACUUUAAAUCUUUAUUAUUAGGAUUUAAAUUUAUUAUUAAGAUUAGAAUUAGCAAAUAAAUAUUAAUUAGUAUUUAUUGUAUUUAUUUUAUAUGCUAUUUUAUUUAUUUUCGAAGCAGGCCUCCCAAACAUUCUAUUAUUCUUUUUCUGGCGUUUCGUAACGACACACCUUUUCUUUUCUUCUGGUGGACCCUUCUUUGCGGUGUACCAUCAUCAGCAACCACCGACACCAUCGUGAUCAUAAUAUUGUCUCCAGUCCAGCCACCUGACCUAAACUGUCAUUAAAGCAGCCACGUGCCGAUUGUUCUCCAUCGUUUGUCAUCCUUUUGGCAUAAUUCUUCACCGUGUCAUCCUUCCGAUGUGUUAAGAAUUUCUUCUGCAGUCAUUCACUUUCAAUUAGUCUGCAUUUUCGUUCUGCUUCCUUGUGCAAGUCCUCUAUGCUUCAUCCAAAUACUUUCUUCUUCAUUACUUGCUGUGUUUAUCUCUGCACCCAAUUGUGGUUCAACCAGUUGCACCCAAUUGUGGUUCAACCAGUUGCACCUUCUUCACUGAGACUAAUUUCUGAAAACCUCCAUAGCCACCUUCAAAACCUACGACGUGCACAAUUUCCUUUGCUACCAUCAUCUCCGAUAGAUAGCUCUACAACUUUUUAGCUACAGUUUUUCAGUUUCUAUUUUCUCUAUAAUACAUUCAUCCAUUGUAACAAGCUUAAAGUUUGUAAGCUUUAGUUUGAGGGAGAGUGUAGGAAUCAAAAAAGUUAAAUUCAAAUACUUAUUAUUAGGAUAUGAGUUUAUUAUUAGUAUUAGAAUUAGUAAGUAUUUUCUCCGUUUUUUUAUUAUAAGUUGUUUUGCCAUGUCACAUAUAUUAAAAAGUCUAAUUAUUGUUUUAUGAAAAGAAAAAUUAUAAAGGAUUUUAUAAAAUUAUCCUUCUUUAAUGGAAUGAGAAAGAAGAUAGAAUAAUAAAUAUUUGAAGGUAUAAUAAAAAAAUAGUAUUAAUGAUUCAUUGGUAUUAUAAAAUGACUUAUAUAAUUUAGGACAAUUUUCUUCUUCUUCGAAAGUGACAUAAUGAAUAUCGGAGGGAGUAAUAUCAAUUAGUAUUUGUUGUAUUUAUUCUACACUCUACAAAAAACAGAAGUGAGUGAAGUCUGAUUUAGACACAAUCACAAAUUCAUGAUGGUAUCAUGGUAGGUUCUGAUCAUGCAUCUUCAUCUCUUUUCCAUGAGCCUCCUAAACAUUCUAUUAUUUGUUUUCGAAGACCUUUUUCUGGCUUUUCACAAUGUUUUCUCUGGUGGACUCUUCUUCUCCGAGUAGAAUCAGUCACUGCCGACACAAUAGUAAUCAUAUUGCUGUCGCAUGUCCAGCCACUUGACCCAAACCGUUAUCAGAGAAGUCAUAUGCCAAUAGUUCUCCAUCAUUGUGUCAUUCUUCCAGCAUGUCUUCAAAUUCUCAGUCGCGUCAUCCUUCCGGCGAGUUCAGAAUUUCUGCUGCCGUUAUCACUCUCAAUUGGUUGGUAUUUUUGUUCCCCAUCUUUGUGCAUGUCCAGUAUCCUUCAUCCAAUUAUGAUUCAACGAAUUACACCUUAUACAUUGAGAUUCAAUCCUGAAAACCAUGAUAGCCACUUUUCGGAA
Molecule: messenger RNA, 5204 nt
Organism: Vicia villosa (hairy vetch)
Lineage: Eukaryota; Viridiplantae; Streptophyta; Magnoliopsida; Fabales; Fabaceae
Product: PH, RCC1 and FYVE domains-containing protein 1-like
Exons: 7
Coding region: 591-3341 (916 amino acids)
Molecular function (GO): metal ion binding
Source: RefSeq, a predicted model, not a curated record